GGCAACCUCAAGAGAGAUGGAUCUCACAUAUUAUAUAAGAAUUAAGCGGUGAAAACAAAUUUGUCACUUAAGUUAAGUCUGUCGAGUGAGUACAUUAAAAGAACCAUGAAGUACUUCGUGUGCAUUUUGGCUUUGGCAGCUGUAGCUGCAGCUUUUCCACAAAAAGAAGGUGGCGCGUACACUAACGAAGCCAUCAAGCAGGCCCAGAACACCUUCUUGAUCCCUAAGGACGCCCAAAUUCAAAAAGUACAAGAAGGUAUCGAAAUUGGAGCCUACGAAAGCAUCCCCGGCAACCAAAAAAUCAACCUCUUCGAAAUUUUGGGAGACCAAUUCCCCCCAGAGGUCGUAAACAACCUCCAAACGCAAAUUGACCAAGUUGGUCGCCAAUAAUAAUAAAUUUAAAAUCACCGCUAUCAUUUCUUUCACAUCUUUUUUUCCAUUUUAUUUACACGUCAUCUAGUCUAUGAGCACCACUUUUUGCAUGUCUGUCUAGUCUGUUUUUUACUCUUGUUCUUAUUUUCUUAGAUGCUGUAAUUCUUCCUCAUACGUGCCAAUCUUCCUCUACCUAUUAGUGACUAUUUUUUUUUUAAAUUUUUUUGUACAUAUUAUUAAAAAUUUUAUUUGUGUA
This is a messenger RNA of Brassicogethes aeneus, 628 nucleotides long. NCBI's taxonomy places the organism in Eukaryota, Metazoa, Arthropoda, Insecta, Coleoptera, Nitidulidae. The record is from the annotation of a GenBank genome assembly.